GGAGACACCAAAAUAUAUUAAAAGGCUCUUUAUAAAAAAAAUUCGCUCUUCUUUGAAAAAUGAGUCUCCACCAAAUGGCUAUCUCUCCUCCUUUUCUUUUAUCUUCUCGCUCUGCUUACACCCUCAACCCUCUUCUCUUUGCCAAACAUCGCCGUUUUUGCUUUCCUCUCUCUCAGUCUCGUUUCAGUUCGAUAAAGCGUCGGAGCUUUGCUGUUGUUGCAUCAGAGAAUGGCGUUUUCACUUCUCCAGAGUUGGCAAAGUCUUUUGAUUUUACUUCAGAGGAGCGGAUAUACAAUUGGUGGCAGUCUCAAGGGUAUUUCAGGCCAAAAUUUGACCGGGGAAGUGAUCCUUUUGUCAUAUCAAUGCCACCACCUAAUGUUACUGGCUCUCUGCACAUGGGACAUGCAAUGUUUGUGACUCUUGAGGAUAUCAUGGUUAGGUACCAUCGCAUGAGGGGAAGACCAACACUUUGGCUUCCUGGGACUGAUCAUGCUGGUAUUGCGACUCAGUUGGUUGUGGAAAGAAUGUUGGCGUCUGAAGGAAUAAAAAGGGCAGAACUGGGCAGAGAUGAAUUUGCAAAACGAGUUUGGGAGUGGAAAGAGAAGUAUGGUGGGACCAUUACAAAUCAGAUUAAAAGACUUGGGGCUUCUUGUGAUUGGACUAGAGAAAGGUUCACCCUUGAUGAGCAGCUAAGUCGAGCUGUUGUUGAGGCGUUUGUUAAACUUCAUGAAAAAGGUUUAAUCUAUCAAGGGUCUUAUAUGGUUAACUGGUCUCCCAAGUUACAGACUGCUGUUUCAGACUUGGAAGUAGAAUAUUCUGAAGAGCCUGGUGCCCUAUAUUAUAUUAAGUAUCGAGUUGCUGGAGGUUCAAGGAGUGAUUUCUUGACAAUAGCAACGACGCGGCCUGAAACUUUGUUUGGUGAUGUAGCUAUUGCUGUGCAUCCUCAGGAUGAGCGAUAUUCCAAGUAUGUUGGUCAAAUGGCAAUUGUUCCUAUGACAUAUGGUCGUCAUGUUCCCAUUAUCUCUGAUAAGUUUGUUGAUAAAGACUUUGGGACAGGUGUGCUGAAGAUAAGCCCUGGCCAUGAUCAUAAUGAUUAUCUUCUAGCUAGAAAGCUUGGUCUUCCAAUUCUUAAUGUUAUGAACAAGGAUGGAACACUAAAUGAGGUUGCCGGACUGUACUGUGGUCUUGAUCGGUUUGAGGCACGGAAGAAAUUGUGGUGCGAACUUGAGGAGACUGACUUAGCUGUGAAAAAGGAACCUUACACUUUACGAGUACCAAGAUCCCAGCGUGGUGGAGAGGUAAUAGAGCCAUUAGUUAGCAAGCAAUGGUUUGUAACAAUGGAGCCCUUGGCUGAAAAGGCCCUUCGUGCAGUUGAAAAGGGAGAACUGACGAUUAUGCCUGAAAGAUUUGAGAAGAUUUAUAAUCAUUGGCUAUCAAAUAUAAAGGAUUGGUGCAUAAGCAGACAGCUGUGGUGGGGACACCGCAUACCUGUUUGGUACAUUGUUGGAAAAGACUGUGAAGAGGAAUAUAUAGUUGCUAGGAGUGCUGAGGAAGCACUUAUAAAGGCUUGUGAUAAAUAUGGCAAAGAAAUAGAAAUAUAUCAGGAUCCAGAUGUUCUUGACACUUGGUUCUCAAGUGCACUAUGGCCUUUCAGUACUCUUGGGUGGCCAGAUGUGUCAGCAGAGGAUUUUAAAAGGUUUUAUCCAACAACAAUGCUUGAAACUGGGCAUGAUAUAUUGUUCUUUUGGGUUGCAAGAAUGGUUAUGAUGGGAAUUGAAUUCACAGGAACUGUUCCAUUUUCGUAUGUAUAUCUUCAUGGACUUAUCCGCGACUCAGAAGGGCGUAAAAUGUCUAAAACUCUUGGGAAUGUUAUUGAUCCCCUUGAUACUAUCGAGGAGUUUGGCACUGAUGCCUUGCGAUUCACUCUUGCUUUAGGAACUGCUGGUCAGGACCUUAAUUUAUCUACUGAGAGGCUAACAGCAAACAAAGCCUUCACAAACAAAUUGUGGAAUGCUGGCAAAUUUGUGCUGCAGAAUCUUCCUGAUCGGGAUAAUGUUUCUGGUUGGCAGACUAUACAGGCAUAUAAGUUUGACAUGGAGGAGUCUCUUUUAAGGCUUCCGCUUUCAGAAUGUUGGGUGGUCUCAAAACUGCAUUUGCUUAUUGAUGCAGUCACUGAGAGUUAUAACAAGUUUUUCUUUGGGGAAGUUGGAAGAGAAACGUAUGAUUUCAUUUGGGGUGAUUUUGCUGACUGGUAUGUUGAAUGCAUUUAUGAGUAUAUUGAAGCGAGUAAAGCUCGCCUUUACCACUCUGGAGAUGAUUCAGUUGCUUUAGUAGCACAGGCUGUUCUACUUUAUGUGUUUGAGAGUAUACUGAAACUAUUACAUCCAUUCAUGCCAUUUGUAACUGAGGAGCUGUGGCAGGCACUUCCCAAUCGGAAAGAAGCUCUUAUAAUAUCUUCUUGGCCACAAAUUUCUCUUCCCAGGAACACUACUUUGGUAAAAAGAUUUGAAAAUUUACAAGCUCUGACUCGAGCAAUCCGGAAUGCUAGAGCUGAGUAUUCUGUUGAGCCAGCAAAGCGUAUAUCUGCUUCUAUUGUUGCCAGUGAAGAAGUCAUUCAGUAUAUAUCUGAAGAGAAGGAGGUUUUGGCUCUCUUAUCCAGGCUAGAUUUAGACAAUAUCCAUUUCACUGAUUCUCCUCCAGGGGAUGCUAAACAAUCAGUUCACCUUGUUGCAAGUGAAGGACUAGAGGCAUAUCUGCCCCUCACUGAUAUGGUUGAUAUUUCUGCUGAAGUCCAACGCCUUUCCAAGCGCCUAUCUAAGAUGCAAACAGAGUAUGAGGGACUUAAAGCUCGUCUCAAGUCCCCUAAAUUCAUAGAGAAAGCUCCUGAGGAUAUUGUCCGUGGGGUUCAGCAAAAAGCAGCAGAAGCAGAAGAGAAGAUUAAUUUGACCAAAAACCGUUUGGAUUUCCUCAAAUCAACUGUUUUGGUUUCACAAUAGGCUCCAUCCCUGAUUUGGUCAUUUCUUUGUCCCCAGAAGCUAUACAUUCUGCUGGAUUGAUUGUCACUGUUUUUUGCCAUAACAAGCUCCGCUUCUGCAGAUUCAGCCUUGUCACGCUUAACAGAUUUUGCAUUUUGAUCGGCAGAUCCUCGUGAAAUGCAUUAUUCUGGAAGCUACAUAUCAGCAAUCUGACUGGUUGCACAAUAGACAUGGUCCAAAAAGUUGUGCACGAAUCACACCUCUCACGUAUGCAGAUUAAAAGGUUGAAGCACUCCAUGAAUUGAGAUGUGCAUUUUUACAACUGAUAAGAGUCUUAGUUUUGCCUGCUGCCAUGAGUUUUUGCCUCCUCGAAUUAUCAUGUUGAAAAACUGCUUAAUUCUACAUUCAAACAUUUCCUCGUGAAUUACACUUGGAUUCAAUCAUUGGGCUCAAUAUAUUUAGAUACAUCAUUUUAGCGUUUGUCGAAA
Molecule: messenger RNA, 3463 nt
Organism: Theobroma cacao (cacao)
Lineage: Eukaryota; Viridiplantae; Streptophyta; Magnoliopsida; Malvales; Malvaceae
Source: RefSeq, a predicted model, not a curated record